AUGCGCACCUGGAAAAUUAUGUUGGACUGUCAUCAAACCCAAAACAAGAUUCUAGUCCAGGUAAAAUCUUUUGCUGGUUCCACAUUCGGAAAAUUCUGCAACAACUCCCACCGGCUUGCAACUCUGCAGCUCGAGGCUGAGCUUUUAAACUGGCAUGGAUGCUUUACUGAGUAUGUUGCAGCACAAAAAGCAUAUGUUGAAGCCCUCCAUGGUUGGCUGACCAAGUUUGUGGCACCUGAAGAAGAAUUUUACUCUAGGGGGAGGAGUUCAGCUGUGCCAUACGGGGUCAAUGGCCCCCCAUUGUUGGUGAUCUGCCGUGACUGGUUAGCUUCCAUGGAGAAGCUACCUGAUAGGGUUGUGACUUUUGCAUUGAAAAGCUUUUCAAAGGAUGUAAGGGCUCUGUGGACUCAGCAAGGUAAAGAACAGCAACAAAAAAGGAAAGUUGACAGCCUAGCAAAAGAGCUCGAUCGCAGAAUUCUGGCAUUCCAGAAGUCAGAGAGCAAGUUUCUUGAGCCAAAGCUCACAGAGCAUAAAUCUGAGCCGGAUAUGGAUCAUCAGAGUGAGUACUUGACAGAGAAGAAGGAUCAGCUAGACAUGUUCAGAAGAAAACUGGAUGUAGAGAGGGAAAAGCACCAGAAUUACAUGCAAGAAACUCAGCGGGUCACAUUGAAUGGAUUUCAAACUGGAUUUUGUGCAGUUUUCGAGUCCCUAAAAGAGUUCUCAGAGGCUUCUCAGAAAAUGUACAGUGAUCUCGUGACCUACAAUGACAGCGUUGAUAAAGUUGGAAACCCAUCAUACAUAGAGGGUACCAAGGUUGAAGAGAAUGGCAGCAGAUAA
Fragaria vesca subsp. vesca is the source of this 837-nucleotide messenger RNA. RefSeq lists its product as uncharacterized. The transcript has a single exon. The record is from RefSeq and is a predicted model, not a curated record. NCBI's taxonomy places the organism in Eukaryota, Viridiplantae, Streptophyta, Magnoliopsida, Rosales, Rosaceae. The coding region runs from base 1 to 837 and encodes 278 amino acids.